AUGGCAAUCAAGACCGUCGCAGUCGUGGGCGCAUCAGGUUUGGUAGGUGCGCGUGUGGUGGAAGCUCUUCAGGCAGCCAACUUUGACGUCACGGCCGUGACGCGUGAAGAGUCCAAGGCGACAUUUCCCUCCAAUGUGGCGGUGCGCCGCGCCGACCUGUCUUCGGUCGAGUCGCUGACUGCCGCGUUUGCCGGCCAAGAUGCCGUGGUCUCUGCCGUAUCGACAGUCUUUGCCGUCAUUCCCGGCGCGCAGAACCCCAUGAUUGAUGCAGCUGUGGCUGCGGGUGUCAAACGCUUCAUCCCUUCGGAAUACGGCCUCAACACUAGAAAACUUCAAGGAGAGAUUCUAGGAGACUGGCUAAAGGCAAAGACAUCUGCGGUUGACUAUUUGAUCGAGAAGGCGCAAUCGAAUCCAAGCUUUACCUGGACUGGUAUUGGUACUAGUCUCUUCUUUGACUGGAGUCUCACGCGCGGCAUCUAUGGAAUCUCAUUCAAGGAUAAGACUGCAACAAUCUUUGAUUCGGGCAAUCAGAAGAUCUCGACGACCAGUUUAGCCUUCCUUGCCAAGACGGUUGCUGCAGUCUUGCAGCACGAUGACAAGACCGCCAAUCAGUACAUUGACGUGAUUGAGUUUACCGUGACGCAGAACCAGGUGCUAGAGGCUAUCGAGGCUGAGAUGGGGACCAAGUUUACAGUCACACACGAAUCAACUAAUGAGGCGGAGAAGAGAGGACACGAAAAAUUGGCUAGAGGCGACCAAUACUUUCCCUUUGUGGAUUUCUUGAUUGCCUAUUGGUUUAGAGAUGGGCCUGGACAUGCUAUCAAGGAAGAGGACAAAGCCAACAAGACUUUGGGUCUGCCACAAAGUGAUUUGAGGGCUGUUGUCAAGGAGUAUCUUCAGACUUUGUAA
Pestalotiopsis fici W106-1 is the source of this 909-nucleotide messenger RNA. RefSeq lists its product as uncharacterized. Bases 1 to 909 code for a protein of 302 amino acids. The transcript is spliced from 3 exons. Lineage: Eukaryota; Fungi; Ascomycota; Sordariomycetes; Amphisphaeriales; Sporocadaceae. The record is from RefSeq and is a predicted model, not a curated record. Gene Ontology annotation, molecular function: oxidoreductase activity.